Messenger RNA from Sorex fumeus (smoky shrew), 1087 nucleotides. RefSeq names its product transcription elongation factor A protein-like 4. The coding region runs from base 80 to 700 and encodes 206 amino acids. The record is from RefSeq and is a predicted model, not a curated record. The transcript has 2 exons. NCBI's taxonomy places the organism in Eukaryota, Metazoa, Chordata, Mammalia, Eulipotyphla, Soricidae.
CGCUCUGCACAGCUAGAAAAGGAGGAGGAACUGUCAUCCAGAAUCCCUGUAGUACAGAAAAAGAAGUGCGAGUCUCAAUAUGGAAAAACCCUACUCUGAAAAUGAAAAAAUAUCUGAGAACAAAGGGAAUAUGGAAAGUGAAGAAAAGCCAGAGGAUAUGGUAAAGCAAGAAGUAGCUUCCACUGUAGACAACACUGAUAAGCUAUACAAUGAGAAAAAAACGGGUGAUGAAAUGUUAAUAGAGAAUGAAAAGGUAGACAAUGAGGCAAAACUAGAGCAUGAAAAUGUAAAAGAGGAACACCCUGAGACCCAGGAAAAGCCAGCAAGUGAGGGAAAAUUAGAGAGUGAGGAAAAAGCAAAUGAAGAAAAGCCAACCAGUGAACCAAGGGCUGCAGAAAAGCGUCCAGCUGAGGAUGAUGUACCCAGGAAAGUCAAAAGAAAAACCAAGGGGUUGGCUCAGUGCCUCAAAGAACAUAAAGAGGCCAUACAUGAGAAGCAUUUGAGCAAUGAGGAGAUGAUAAAAGAAUUUGACAAGAUGGCUUGGGUGGAGGAUGAAGUGAAGAAAACCAGACUCAAACUGGGGAGAUUUAUGUGUAUGCAUAAAAGAUCAGAGGAUGCCUCUCAGCCAAGGGGUCCAAGGGAAAAUCAGGGUGGUGGCAUGGCCCCACAGAAGGGCCCUGAAGACACUUCUCCUAUUUAAUCCCCCCGACAAGCUUUUGCCAGUUCCUUUGCUUUACAUUUUUUAAACUUUUUCUUUUGAUUGAUGUUCUGUGAUUUAUAAUACUGUUAAUGAGUGUUUCUGUGCAUUUGAAUCUGACAUGAUGCCACUUAGCAUUCUACCCACCUCCUUCCCCCAAGGACCCCAACUCCUCUCCCUUUAAUCCCUCCAACUCAGAUGUGUGAGUCAUUUCCCCCAUUAUGUUGGUUUUGCAGGCCCUUUGAGUUAAUCUUAUUCUGAUACAUUGCUUUAGGUGGCAUUCUUCAGUAGCCUUCUGACCCAUUCAGAGUGUCCUAUAAGUAUGUGUUUUCACUCGUGUGCACUACAAAAAUAUGAAGUUUUGAAAAAUAAAGCAGUUUAUAACAUCUA